CGUGAAUCAAAACAACUUGUUUUUAUGGCCAGUCAGAAAAUAGGUGUGGACUUUCUUUGGGGUGAAAACUGGUGGUCUUCAGGUUAUAACCUGGCAGGUGUUUUCAUCUCAAGGUCUAAAGUUGAACGAACUUUUUAUUUUUAAGCUAAACUUACUAUACUAAUGUUAUAAUUUAUUACUAUUAUAUUGGAAUAAUUGUUUGUUUUUAGGGGUUUUUUGGUUGUUGUUGUUAGGUUGAGAUUUGUAUUUGGGUUUUAUCGAUGAAUCUCGACUCGAUCGUCACGCUCGUGCCUGGCAGCCAAUGAGCCUGCGCGGAUUUAUCUCAAAGCGGGACGAGUUCCGAUGUCAUCUAAAACGAAACUCGCCCGUUCCGGAGUAACCUUCUUGUUUUAUCGGCGGCCGCUUACGAUAUUCAGCGAGACGCCAGGUCGACGAGUCGGACGGAGUCGAUGCUGUUGUGAACGAGCCCGCCGGGGCGCGACAUGGACUCCAAGUCCUUCUUCGGGGCCAACAGGCUCGUACAUCUCGACCUGAAAAGGGCGCCGCUCAAGGUGGACUACCUGGAAAAGUUGUUUCCUCUGUUGAAAGGCUGGGGCGCGACUGGCCUGCUCAUCGAGUGGGAGGACACUUUCCCUUACACGGGCAAUUUGGUCGAGAUCGGUUCGGCCAAUUCGCCAGCCAGGGCUUAUUCUGACGAUGAUGUUGACAGGAUCUACCAGCUGGCUGAUGCAUCCAAUCUCAUCGUGGUACCAUUAGUUCAAACCUUUGGUCAUCUUGAGUUUGUCCUUAGACAUGAAAAAUGGGCUUAUCUGAGGGAAGUGAGCAACUUCCCGAGCUCUAUGUGCCCGAGUCAUCCAGAAGCUGUACAGCUCGUAACAUCCAUGAUCGAUCAGGUUAUGGCAAAAGUGCCAAAACGACCAAUAUAUUUUCACAUUGGAGCUGAUGAAGUAUGGCAUAUGGGUCUUUGUGCCGCUUGUUGCGAUCAAGACAGGAACUUACUUCUUUUGAAUCACCUCGUACUCGUACUCCGGUACUUCAAAGACAAAUACCCUGGAGUGAGGCCGAUCAUGUGGGACGACAUGCUCCGCGGAGUACCACUGCACUUGCUCAAAGAAUACGUUCUCGGUGAUUUGGUCGACAUCAUGGUUUGGUUUUAUGAAUCCGGAUUAAAUUUCUACGUUCCUGAAGAUCUAUGGGCAAAAUACGGUGAGGUGUUUGGAAAGGCUUGGGUGGCUUCGUCCUACAAAGGCUCAACAGGUCCGUGUCAAGUCCUUCCUGUAUUGCAUCAUCAUAUCUCUAAUCAUGAACAGUGGCUUGCUUUAAUUUCAAAGCAAAACUGCUGUCUUAUACUUGGCAUCGCUCUUACUGGUUGGUCCAGGUACGACCAUUAUGCAACUUUGUGCGAGCUGAUGCCGACUGCAAUACCUUCGUUGGCACUGUGCCUUAGGGUAUGUACAAAUGGCGGGUAUGACCACACGCUUUUCAAAAGGGUUUCUUCAUCACUCGGUUACAAGGAGGAUAUUCCACCUUCUAUGGUACCGUUUCCAAGACCUCAGGCAGUUGCUGGUGAACUGGAUUACCCUGGGUGGCGGGCAGCAACCGGUGUUGAAUGGUACGCCAACCUCAAGGGAAAACACCAAACCUUGCUUCUAGAAAAAGUCGGUGCUUGGUUGAAUCCAUGGCAGCUGAAAAACAAUUUUACCAACCCAAUGCAGAUCACAGGGCUCGUCAAUGCCUUAUACGAAUUAACAGAAGAAUGGUCUGCAUUGGAAGCAUACAUGACAAAACACCUCGCUGAAGCUUAUUACGACGUGACAAUAGAUGAGUGGGUGGCUACGCUUGUUCACCCUCUUAAGUCUGAAGUGAAACUUCUGUACAAGUCCGGGCAAAAACAACUCGACAUGCAUAAAAAUCCAUGAGGUUCUCGCAUGGUAUCGUUUUAUUCUGUUCAUAUAUAAAUAUUUGUGAGAGUUGAGUGCUAUUUUUAUUAUUGUAUUUCUUUGAAUGUGUUUUCUUUUGUAUGUACGAAACGGAU
Cimex lectularius (bed bug) is the source of this 2035-nucleotide messenger RNA. Its product is annotated as hexosaminidase D-like. Gene Ontology annotation, biological process: carbohydrate metabolic process. The transcript is spliced from 9 exons. The coding region runs from base 483 to 1919 and encodes 478 amino acids. Gene Ontology annotation, molecular function: hexosaminidase activity. The record is from RefSeq and is a predicted model, not a curated record. Lineage: Eukaryota; Metazoa; Arthropoda; Insecta; Hemiptera; Cimicidae.